AUGUCCUGGAUUUGGAAAGACCAAAGUUUUAUGGAACAAUGUUGUAAUGAUUUCUUUUCGUUCAACUUGGGUUCCAUAAUUCCAGUAUCCCUUUUGUCUCCCUCAAGCAAUUUAAACAAUGCAGCUAAUUUUAUUAUCCGUAUCUUAAAUAAGACUCUGGAAAAAAGUGGUUCUUUGAUCUCACCGGAUGCUUACAAAAGUCUGUUGAAGGCUAAAGAGGUUAUUAGUACUACAGAUUCGAUUCUUUGGCAACACCUACAAGAUGCGUUGUCUUCUGCUGCCAGCGGGAACUAUUCUCUGAUAUAUGGCUUCAUAUUUAGCAUGAUAAAUCGCAUAAGAGAUCUACAAGAUGAUGAAUGGAUAUUCAUUCCAGGCGGAGUAAUAUUAAGCGAGGACACACCUAUAGAGUGGCUUUCCUAUGCUAUAUACAAGUCUCCAGCAUCCUCCAAUUAUUCCUUUGCGGUAAUAAACACUGGAGGAUUAGGUCUCAAAUAUCAUAGCUUCAGAAUGGAUAAAUACGUAAAAUUAGGAACUUUACAGAGGGAUGCCACUCUAGUUCUAAAAGGUGUUAAAUCGGAACGUUUGUUGCACAGUUCAUUUUGGUUCAUCUUAUAUCGCUUAAUGUAUGCUCCAAGCAUCCAUAAUUAUGAAAUUCUGUAUUCUGUUCUUCUUCCCUUUCUCAACUCAAAGUCUGUAUUACUAAAUUGGCAUAUAGAUGUCGAACAACCUACUAAAUCUACCCAACCCAUAAUGGAAACUGAUGAUUCUACUAAAAAGUUAUUGAUUGAAGCGUUCACUCAGCUUCAUGAAACUCACGAGUCUAAACAAGUGAGGCCAGAUAGUACUAGGACGCUAGCAAUAGAGCUAAGUAACAACCUAGGUGGAAUAUGGAUGGAUUCCCCACUAAAUGUCUAUAAGCCUGGAACAAUCCUGCAAGCUCUCUUGGUUUUUAUCGAACUAAUUAUGAGGCAAGAUGGCAACUCAGAAUCGGACGUGCGCACUGUUUCUAUCAUUUUUCAACUGAGUUUAUGUCUUCUUAUUGGACAACAACUCGAUGGGUUAUCUCCUAAAGAUGGAAUGGUGCAUAUCAAUCACAGAAGUGCUUCUCUAUUCAUAGAACUUGCUUGCAAGAGGUUAAGUAUAAUGGCUGCAGAGGAAUUGCUACAAGAAACCCAAAAGGAAACUUUGAUAGAUUUUGAUACUGAAGAUUCGCUCUCUAUCACUGCAGCCUCUGAAAUGUCACAAAUUGUAGGUUCAAUAAAUAGUGCAUUUCCAAGUGUUGCAAAAGUUGCUGGAUCUCUAGGUCAGGAACGAGAUCGUCUAACAUAUGAUCCAAGUGCUCCAUUACAACGCCGUGCAGAUCUUUACAACCUGGUUUCUCUUGUUGUUGGAAAAAUUUAUUGCAAAUUACAAGGUGUAAUGCCUCCACAUUCCUUGGGAAUGGGAAAAGGGUCGUGUACAAUGGAUAAGAGAUUGUGUUCUCCGGAUGUACCAUAUAAGCUAAAUUUGGAAUUUGACAACUUUGGAAAGUUCAGAUUAGACGGUCCAAAUGUAAAUGAGCUUGCAAAAGGAUCCGUAAAAUCACAGCUGUUGCUGCCAGUUGAACUUACUAGCAUUGAUAUUCCGAUAACAUCAUUUAGUGAUGUGUGUAAGGUUCUAAGAAAAUGUGUUGAAGUAUGCGCCGUGCUAUCUAACCAGAGGGAUGCAAUGUUAUAUACAUAUGCUUGGCGUUUUCAGUUGAUUAAACAUGUGCUUCUAGAACUUAUACCAUUACCACUUCCCAUUCCGAAGGAAAUUGUUCCAGAUGAAACCGUCAUGCCUGUUGAUUCUGUAGAUGAUGGUGCUCAAGAACCUGCUCAGGAUGCUAGUGAAAUACCUUGCACUCAUCCAGAACCUAUGGUAUGCUUCUGGGCGAAUGGAGAAAUUGAAAGAGAAACGCAGAUUGAUCUACUGAGAUUGCUGCAAAUGCUAGCAAAAAAUGUAGCUGCAAUUUCAUGUUCCUUGUUAAGAACUAGAGGUUUGGAGGGUGAAAAGGCAGUUAUGCUUGCUGUAAUUGCGGCCAUCACUGAUGCAGUGUUGAGAAAGAUAGCAGUGGACACACCUAGCCCAGUAUCUAUGCUAUAUUCUGGUAAGGCAGAAGGUCCUGUUACUGCAUUUGGAUUUAGCUUGGGUAACUUUUCAACUGAAAGCUCGUAUUACAGUUUGACGAAUCCUUUGGCUGUUAUCGCUAGGAAUCAAGUUUUAGAUUAUUUCAAGUCGAUACAAAACAUAGUAGAUGCAAAUCAUACGGUAUUUUCCUGGGAACAUGGGAUGGAAAUCGGUCCCGGUGAUGAACUUCUGGUUCACCUUAUAUCUCUGCAGCUUGGAUUUAAUAGGAAUAUUGAGGACAUUAGAAAAUAUUACGUCGGAGAAAAUUCUGAAUUUUGCGCAAUAUUUCCAGAGUUUGGCUAUAUAAGAGAUGUGGUAUUGAUUGCCAAAGCUAUUGGGUGGUCUGGCUCUAUAGGAUCUCCUUCCAGGUAUUCACUAGAGGAUGCUACUCUCAAGUGGUCUCUAUCUUCUAUAACUGGUUACAAGCAUUCAGUCUCUGUUAAAGCCUUUGGAAAACAACUUAAGGUUGCCGGGAUUGGGAAAGUUAAGAACUUUGAUGAUACUAAUGUUACAUAUUACAAAAGAAUGUUUAGAUGGUUUGGAGGAUCACAGCCGAAAUCUCCAAACAGCGCUGCAGAUCCUCACAAUCUGGCUGCUGAUUGUGAGAUUGAGAAUGAAACGGAUGUACUUCAUCUAUCUCAGUUUCCUGAUUAUGGUGGGAAAAUUGGCAGAAGAGACUCUGAGCUUCUCUUGCAAUAUCUCACUGCUUCCUAUGUCAGAAUUCCUCUUGUGACACAAUUCUUUUCAGACGAAGCUAAUUUGCACGCGGUUUCUUCUCCAGAAUUACAAAAGGUGAUUAUAGCAUCGAUUUUUGAACCUGGGACUUGGCAGAGUGCAACUUUGGGAGGAAUAAAACCUCAAACAGCCCCUGUUCAGUCUCGUGAGUGUCUCUCAACUCCCCUUGGACUCUUGUUCAAUGAAAUUUACCACUCUGGAAGUUGUGUAUUAUCAUCUAUAGAACAGAUGCUUGACUUGGCUCUAGAACGUGAUCAUAACAUUUAUACUGGGGAUUCCUCGAAGGUAUUAUUAUUCUCUGUCCGCCUUGCUGUUCAUGUUUGCGAUUACGUACUCCAAGCUAUUAAACAUUACCGAUAUGUACAUUCUGAGCAUAUUUUUGAGCCAAUAGAAGAUCCUAUAUGCAAGAAAUGUCAAUCUACCAUAGCAAUAGAUGGGAAAAGGGUUUCAAAAACAGGAUGGAAAAGUGCAGUUAAUGGAUUGUUGUUGCAAAGUGAAGAAAUGUGUAAGGAUCUGGAAGGGUUUGAACGCAAGAUGCGUGUUUUGCUUCUAGAAGCUGCAAAGUUGUUGAGCAAACGUGCUAUAAAGGCUGAAAAGGACAAUGAACAUAAUGCAGCUGCCACAUCCAUGGCACAUGUAGCACUCGUUUACAGAUAUAUUAUGGAUUCAGUUAAGGAUGAUAAUUCACAGGAAUAUUCCAAAACCUGCUUGUACCUAGCAUCUGCUAUAUUCUUUGUCUUUGUACACCACCAAUUUUCUGUGGAACAACCACUCGAAGUUGCCAGUGCCGAUGGUCAGCUAGAGGACGAAUUAGAUAUGGAUGAACCAUUGUGCAUGCCAGAGAUGGAGCUCUUUGGUAUAAUGCAGAGUGUUAGAUCGAACUUGUUGAAGCAUUUUAGAUUGCAAGGAAGAAAGGAGUGUAGUGGUAUGCUUGAAAUACUGGUUAAACGAGUUAGCCAGUUGGCGAAUGCAGACAAGUUAGAUACCAUUGAGGAUGAUGUAAACGAUUUCUGGGAGGAGUUGCAAACACCUAUAGCCUCGGGAAGAUUUACUAGGAGUUCAAUGGCUCAGAGGCAAUUGAUGGCAAAUCCAGUAAUGCAACAGCAGGUUGAUGAGUCCGAUCUAGAGGAUGUUCUCUUGGAAAGUUUCUAUGUUGAUGAUGAACUAGAGGGUCAAGAACAGGCUAAUUGGGGAUUUGAUGCCCAAGUAAACACAGGAAUAGCACCGGGAUCUGAUGAUGAGGCUAAACCUCAGUCUAAGGCAGAACACAAGGGAUUGAUUAAGCAGACUAAGAGUAUGGUUGUGGGACAAACCAAAAAGACAUUUGAUAAAUCUAAAGCCCUGGGUAAAAGGGUAUACAGAAAAAUGAAGAGGAAGAAGCAAGCAGAACAUGGAGUAUCACCUAUUGAAGCUUAUGAAGGGUGGUUAAAACUCAAGGUGAUGCAACACUGCGAUAUUGAAAUCAACUUUCAGACAGCAGAAUUUUCACUAAAAAAGAAUAGGUUACAACUCCUUGGGCAUUGGGUCAACCAAUUCCCUCAUUUUGUCGAUAUUAUGGGUAAAAUUACAAACAAGGCAACAAUACAAAGUGCGACCGUACAGCUACAUAAAAAUAGGCAUUGGCUGCGCUUGACUGGGCGUAAUUAUGAUUUAGUUCGCUGGGAGAAGGAUGACAGAGAAUACAUGUUACCGCAAAAAUCCACAUAUAGAAAUGGAGAUGCACCAAAGGGUCUGGAGUGGCUUGCCACAGUUUUGGAUCCGUGGGUAUCGCAGUACAUGCCAAAAUGGACUUUAUAUCUCUAUAAGGACAAACUUCAGGAUCUUGAGGUUACACGGACAAAUGAUCCAUUUGAAAACGUAGAAAAUGAGGUCCAUAUUCCCUAUGCACGUCUAUUUGCACAGUGUCAACAGUCUUCUUGUGGCGUAUCUGUGGAUGUACCAGUAGCCAAUUUUGAUGCUUGUGAGCAUUCCAGUAUGCAAGACUUCACAAAUACGUAUGUUCCACAUGAACAAGAUGGAUUGGUGAAAUUUGCAAAGAAUGCUACGGAAACUAUAUCCAAUAUACACAAUGUAAUAACUGACGCUGCUGCAACGAUAUCAAAAAUUAGUUCCAAAAGUAAAAGUGCGGUAAAGAGCACGCUUGAAGCUGCAAAUAUAACUGAUAAGUCGAGUGAAACUCCGGGAUCCAAAAGGAUAAUUACAAAGGAGAUUUUUGUUACAAAGAAUCCACCCUGUAUUUAUGUAUUUGAUGUUAUAGAAAUAGGCCGUACGUGGCAUAGGUCACUUUGUUAUUGUUCUGACGUAAGCUUGAGUUUUUCAAAUUCCCUUUCCAGACAUGUCACAAUGCAGAGUAUACAAGACAAGAAACCCUCACUCGUGGCUGGUACGCCAAUUCAGCCAACAGCACCGCACCAAACUACAUUGUUAAUUAUAAGAUCCAUAAAAUCGCAACAAUAUGGAUCAGAUGGUAACAUUCAAAAGGAACAAUUUGUGCAACCUGAAUGUCUUCGUGGUUUAAUUCCAGAGGUAUUGUUAGAGGAGUACAGCUUCUGGCAGAAUAUAAAGACAUCUGAUAUUGUGGGUUAUCCGAAAACUGGAACAUCAGAAAAGUAUGCAAAAACCCAUUUGUGGAUCGAGCUUCUACCACAAGGUCCGCCUGAUAAUACACUAUUCCAACAUUCUGAAGCGAAAGCUAGUAUUAGGAGAGUUCACCAAGAAGAUGACAAGAUCCAACAGCUUGUAAACCUUCAGGAUCCUAAGGAUGAACUUCUUAAAUCUUUUACAGAAACACUUUUGCGUCUUGAUGAUCUCUCACAUAUUCUUCCAUGGUCACUUGAGAGCAAAGAAAACAUAGAUUUGAUUGAAUUUGCAAAGCUUGGUCUUACAUUUAAAUCUAGUUAUACAUCAAGCAAUGCACUAAGAUACAUGUGUGAGGAGCACAAUGGGCUUUAUCUUAACUAUGGCAAUAUUUGGCAUAGUCCUCUCACAGCAGCAUUAAUCAGAGGUUUGGAAAAUAGUUUGUUGUUGACAGAUGAUGAUGGUGAACUAUACAUUCUUGUUUCUACCGUAAGGAAGCCGAUGUGUGUAUUUCCAAAAGCGCCAAGUUCUUGUGUAGUGACACAAAACAUCCUGAAUAUGUUGCAAGGUGUUGCAUGGCCGGAGUUGUUGUAUGAUGGAAGCAACAGUGAAUGGUUACAGGCAAUAGAUAGUGGAAGCAGACAUUAUCUCUACAAAGUUCAUUCAUCUCGUAGUUUCUUAUUCGUACCUACAUCUGCUGCAGGCCUAUUCCUGCUGCUGAAUCGGUUCUUGGAUAGACAGUACGAACAGGUCUGUAAACUAAGUAAAGGUGCUUUGUUUGAUGAUGAUAAUCUUGGUACUGAAGAAAAGGUCUUCUGGGAUAUCCUUGCUAAAAUAGACUCUACCAGAGACAGACAUCCAGAUGCGUAUGCAUGCAGACUCCACCUACUAUUAGCUGCAAAUAGGCAAGGACUUCACGUUGCAGAUGGUAUAAAGAUUAAACAUAGUAGGUUGGCGAAGAUACAAAAGAAUCUUAGCAAUUUCAAAUCCAUGUUAAGCAGGGCCAAGACAGUUAGUACGGAAAAAACGUCAUUUAUUAACUGGAUAUUGCAUCAGGAGCUGCUGGCCUAUAUAACAAACAUUAGAUAUGUAUCUGCUGGUUGUAAGCUGUCAGUAGAAGAUGAAAGAGAACUUUUGCAACUCUGUCAACCACGUUUCUCUAGUUUCCCUAUACUUCAAAAUAGGUUUGCAAUAUUGUGUGCGGUGAAGUUUGGUGAAAAUACAAGGACGUGUACAAUGGGUAGCAAGAUUGAAUUCUCGAUUCCGUUAAAACCUUCAGUUAGCAAUUACGAUGAAGUUAUAGAUAAAAGUGUUGUAGAAAAGAACUUAAUUCUUGAUGCUGCUACUAACUUUACUUCCCUUAAAUUCAAGAGACCAGAAGAACAGCUAACAGGUGCCAAUGCCCUGCAAUAUAUUGAUAAGCUCUUGCAGCGUGGAGUUACUCAGGGUGAUUUUAUCUUGGUUUACGAGCUUCUUACAGGUGUAUUCCCAAUUGCUACUUUUCCAAACGAGAAUUCCCAUGGUUGGGGUGCCCUGCUAACCAGGUUUAUUUGCAGUAGAGACCCAAAUACCAAGAAUGUCAUGCUUUCUACAAUGAAACUGUUAAGUGCAGAACCAAAGUUGGGAUCAUCUAUGCCAAGAUGUCCAGAUGAUGUAAUGAAGAAGAAACAGUUCGCUGCCAUGUUUUCGCGAGUGCAGCAACCAAUACACAAGUUUUUAUCUGAAAUACAAAAAACUGUAACAAGUCUGCAGGACAGGAAGCGUUUUGAAUGGAACGCUUCUGGAAAGUCAUCGCAAAGACUGGACUAUGCACUUCGCGUUGAUCCUUCCAUCCAAGUUGGUAAAUCGGUUGUUCCUUGGUUAUUCCCUAGGUAUCAGGUAAAUUGUGGAAGGGGAUCAUGGGAAAUUGGACCGUGUAAAGUAGGUGACGUUGAGAUUUCUAGGGAAUUCAUAGAAGAAAUGGGUAGUCAGCUAUGCAAAAGUGUACAUCCUACGGAGAAGAUGGAACCAGUCGUUCCUAUUUCAACAACCCGCGCAUUUCCAAUUGACCUAAAGGGUCACUGGAUAAUGAAAUAUGACUCAGCUAAAAGAUUUAUGAAUAGAUUAGAAACGGAAUUUGAUCAUUACUUGAAAGAAGAAGCACAAAGAUCUACAAGUUCUCUUGGUUUCACAGAACAAGAAAUUGAUUCAUUUGUAAAUAACGGUGACACGGAAAUCCUAGCUGAAGGCUUCAGGAGACUUCAAAGCCUAAGAGAGCGUCUGAUGGACCUCUUCAGAUCCGACGGUCAAUUUGUAGAAUCUGGUAUACGAUCAGCACUUCAGGAGGCAAAUUCUAUAUCUGCAACGGGAAGAAAUACUACAAAUGAUGGAUUUGCAGCCUGGGGAUUCAUAUUUGGAAAACUUGGGGGACUUGAAUUUCUAAUCGGUUUGGACCGCUUGGUUGACUGUCUUGUAUCUACAGAAGGAGAAAAAAGCUUGCAACUUCUAAAUCCAUUCGUGGAUAGACCACAUGAAAUAUUGAGUCUGGUGGCAGCUGUAAUGCUGGCAGUUAAUAGACGUAUUAUGGUCGCUCGUUGUAUAUCGCAAUUGUUGAUUGUUUUACAAGCAUUGAAGAGACUAUCUAAGGGUACCCUGGAUCAAGAAUCCCUAGUAGCAAUAAAGGCAGAAAUCGCAACAUCUACAAGGAGUUUGUCAGAAAAACUCUAUGUUGCUAGACACUAUAUGAAAUUAAAUGGCUCUACGGCUCUAUUUGAUCCAAGGCUACUUUUGUUUGAAUUUUCAAGCAACAUUAUAUUGUACAAGAGACAGGUUGAACUUGUUGAAAAUUUUGUGGAUUCAGCCAAUAGUGGGACAAGUCGUUGUCAUCAAAUGAUUAUGGGAGAAGGUAAAACAACGGUAGUUGGUCCACUUUUAUCUCUUUUGCUGGCAGAUGGAAAUCGUCUGUUUGUACAAGUAUGUCCUUAUUCACUUUUGGAGUUUACCAGGGCCACCCUUCGUGAAACAUUUUCUGCAGUAAUACACAAGAGCGUUUAUACCUUUAAAUUUAGUAGAUUUGAUAAGGCCACACCUGAACUGUAUUUGAAACUUCUACAAGCAAAGCAAAUGGGUUCGAUUGUAAUUGCAACUCCCACGAGCAUAAAAUCUCUAUUCCUCAAGGUUAUUUGUUCAUUCCAUAAAUUAGAAUCUGGGGAACUUAAAAACGACGCUUUGUCCCGUGUCAAUCAAUUGCAACAAAAAUUGGUAAAGGUUUGGAAUAUGACUGCAUCUGGAGCUACUAAAUUGAUCAAACAAGGUACUAGCAAGCAGCCUGAAACUGCUUCUAAAGAAACAGUUCACAGCACAGAUACAGAUCAGAGGAAUAUUCAAUUAGAAUUAGAUAUUUGCCUGAGAAUUCUAGAACUAUUCUCCAAUGCUAUACUACUCAUGGACGAAAUUGAUCUGUUGUUACAUCCUCUAAAGAGUGAACUUCAUUGGCCUAUAGGUGAAAAGAAGCCUUUGACGCACCUUCCUGGUACAGAAUUUAACAUUCGUUGGUUGUUACCAUGGCAUAUAUUACGCGUUAUGCUAUCCAACACCAGUGAGCAGAUAGAUAAAGGAGAAGAAACUCUCUUGGAGAAAAUUAGAAAGUGUAUUGAUGAUGGUGUAAAGAGUUGCUAUAUGUCAGAUUUCCCUCAUCUUGUACUAUUGAGUAUUCCAUGGUAUGAAGGGGAACUCAAGCCUCUGUUAGCAGAAUGGAUAUAUCUUUUCCUUCGCAAGAAUAACUUAAUCACUGAAACAUUCCAACAAUGUAUGGACUUUUUCCUUGAUGGCAAAUCUAGCCCGGUAUUGCAAAAUGUGCGGGUACUUAACUUCGCAAGAGAUUGGUUGUCAUCCAUAUUUCCGCAUUGUACAUCUCGUGUGAAUCAGGUGAAUUAUGGUGUUUUGAGUCUAAAACAAAUUGAAGAAUCCAUGGCUACUAAUCCAAAUGCUCCUCAAACUCGCAAAAUGCUGGCAGUUCCUUUCAUUGGUAAAGGUGCUCCAGUUAGAGAUUCUGAAUUUUCUCAUCCAGAUGUUCUCAUUGGAUUUACAAUACUUGCGUAUAAAUACCAAGGGCUUAGGGUAUCUGAUUUCGUCCUGGCAAUGCGUCAUCUAGCCCAGAGGUUCUAUGAAGAACCUGGACGCGCUGAAGAUAGACAGAGCUACAAGUUAUUCAACCGCUGGGUACUUUCAGCAGGUGCCAAACUAAGAGUUUCCAAAAGGACGACAAGACACUAUCAUUAUUUGUACGAUCCAAAUGAUUCUGUUCGUACACACACAGAAAAUGUUGAUAGGGAAUCAGAUGUUUGGACUCUGGAUGCUAUAAAUGUUUAUGAUGACGACCAGAUGGCAAUUUUGUAUGACAUUCUUAAGAAUGAAGGUCUCGCAAUAGAAUAUUACCUGUGCAAUGUACUCUUCCCUGCAGCUAUGGAACAUACAGAAAUGCAACUUACAGCCACUGCCCAGGAACUUGGAAGUUCCAUUCUCUUCCCAAUAAGACUUGGGUUCUCGGGUACACCAUCCGACUUGCUUCCGGUUGAAAUGGGUGGGUGUCAUUAUUCACCCGGAACUGACGGUAAAAUUUUGACAAUACUUACGGAUGAUAGAAUCAUGAAGGGACCAAUGAUACUUCCAAAAGGAUGGAAUAGCGAAACUGUUUUGGACGCGGUUGCAAAGAGUCCACUUAAGCCAUUGGCACUCAUUGAUACGGGAGCAUUAAUAACUAACUUUAGUAACCUUCAAGUGGCCAAGGAACUGCUUUCUAGAGGGUUGGAACAUGUUGAUGGUGUCGUAUAUCUAGAUGAUCAAGACAGACAAAUGAUUCUACUUAGGGAUCGUUGGAGAAGUACAUUGUUGACACACUGUGGUUUGCCUCCAGAACGUAGAUUUUCCUUCUACGAUCAAAUUCACUCUACUGGUCAAGAUAUAAAGCAAGCGGCACAUGCUAUGGCAUUUAUAACCAUUGGUAUUGAUAUGACAUUCAGAGAUUAUUCUCAGGGAGCAUGGCGUAUGAGAGGAAUAGGAAAGGGUCAGACACUUCACAUGAUUGUUCCUAGAGAAGUUAUGGCAUUAGUAUCAGCGGAUGUACCAGAAGGUCUUGAUGAACAUGAUGCGCAAUUUGGGCUAUCUUCAAGUGUAGCGUGCAAAUUGUGUGCUAGAUGGCUUAUAGCACGUGGUAUACAAAGUGAAAUCAAAUUGUCCAGAAUUUUACUUGAGCAGUGUCUGCAAAAUGUCGUUAGAAAGGAAGGAUUCCAAACUUUGAUUGAAGAGCAUUUGAAUAUUUCAGGUGGGAGUGUGCAACUUAGACGUUAUGUUCAGUUGUUUAGGGAGUAUAAGGAUUUCUCUAUACCUAAUACUUUUGCUCCUAAACCAACAGUUACUGACCGCAUACGUACAUUUGUAAAGGCUUUCAAUAUAACAGAUGAUAAGUUGAGCGUGCUCCUUGAGGCAUCUCAUGCAUCAAUAUCUCUUAAAGAUAUCCACGGGAAUGAGCCUAGAGUCAUGCGACAAAAGGCUAUGCCAGCAGUGCAACCUGUACAGGCUGGAGAGUUUGGAAUGACACCAGAAUUCAUGAACUCUCCAGUUUUAGGAGGAAACUCUAAAAAGUAUGCGGAACUCAUUGAUAUAUUCCAAACCACCGAUUCUGAUAUAGAAAGUGACGAUGGUACUACAUGUCCAGAUGUAAAUGGAAAUCCAAUAUCCAUGGACUAUCUAGAGAUGGAAGAAAAUUUGGAAGAUAAUGCCUUCGACUUAGAGGCUGAGCAUGAGCAAGAAAUUGAAGUUUUGCAAGAGGAGGAAGAAGCUACCCAAAUGAGAGAACAAACAAAGGAGGAAGAGCAUGCAACAGAGGAAGAGGCUCCAGUACCUCAUUCAUACAGCAGGAGUGAAGAGGACAUUGUUUAUUGGAGUUUGAAUCAAAUGGCAGUUGAUCCAUCCCAAAUUGGCUUCCUACCAUGUAAGGACUUUUAUCUGUAUCGUAAAGAUGCCACAAAAACGAUGAUGCCAUUUCCCGAAUAUAUACUUAUCAGUCCCAACUUUUAUAAGAUUAAGUGGUCCACUCAUUCUUAUCGUAGGCUGAAAAAUGUCAUUGUUGUUUUGGAUAUUUUGCCUUCACAAGAUACAUCUCCCUCUACUCCACCCAAUGAACAAGUACAGAGGAAUACUUGUGAAAUUCCAUACAAUAUUGUGCAACAAGUUGGUUUAGGAUUCGAGGUAUUAGACAAUAGACCUGGUCUGGAAGCUACAAAGGGUGGUUCGCAGGUCUCAUUAGAUACUGCGUUGAGAAUAGUCAAGGCAAUUGAUCCAGAAAUGUCUGAUGAUGGUAACCUCAUAUCCAAAUGCAUUGCUUCUAAACUUGCUGAGUAUAAGGAAGUGAAAAGGAGCAGUUUAAUUGGACACUCUGAUCUCAUUUCGUGUAUGAUGAACCUUUACAGUGUAAAUAAUGCAAGGAAGUUUAUCAUUCUAACCCUUGCUGAAGCUGAAGCUGUAAGAGCAUGGCUACACAAACAUGAUAAUAUUCAUGCAAGAAUAAGUUUAAGGCAUCUCGCUGCAAGAUUCCAGCCAUUUGAUUACUCUGCCGAUUUUGCUCCAACCAAGGAAAUGAAGAUGACCGCACUUGUUGGCUUGCAGCCAAGAGUUGUAAACGCCUGCUUGAAGUUCUUUAAUUCUGAGGUGCAAUUUACACGUGGCCAGAUAAGUCUGCUGGAGAGAUGCUUUAAGCAUGUUAGUGGUGCUGAUCGUCUUACCUAUUUCCAACAGCUUCGUGAAAUGAGACUGGUUAUCCAAAAUAUAAAGGUUGCUCUUGCAUCUGCUCCUAACAUUUCUAGGAUAUUUAGAAGCCAGCUUGUUGAUGAUCUCACAAUCAGACUCUUAAAUCUAAAACUUCAGUGUAUUAUUGCUGAAAAGGGUGGACCGCAUGGAUUGCUUGCUGCACUAAAAAGUGAUAAACUGACCGGGGUACAACUUAAUGCCAUUAUAAAUUCCAAUAUACACAAACCAGUUGCAAAACCAAAUGAUAUCAAAGCUCUAUUCCAGAACCUGGACGUUGACUGUGAUGGUAUGAUAUCUCUGCAAGAUCUCGAAUACUCUUUUGAUGAAAUUGACGAUUUAACAAUACAGUCAUGCAUUCAGUGGAUACAAAUAUCACUCAUUGAACACAAUGAUGUAAAACCUGUUGCAAAAUGUCCUCAGUUCUCUGUAUGGACACCAAAGAAAUUAACUCAUUACCUAGGAGUACAUGUUGCAAUUUUGGCUCAUCACUUUACUGAAAAGAAAACAAAUAAAGGCGGUGUUGCCACAACUAUUCUCAAGAUUGCUGAAAGGAACAAAUCAUCCGUUUCCUCAAAGACUCUUGCUAUUUUGUUAAAGUCCCCUGUAUCCUUUACAAAGAUUUGGCAAAAUGGCAAGGUUCCAGAUUUGGUAAUUUGGAAGGUCAACGCACCAGAAGGAUAUACUGCACUUGGACUUGUAGCAUCCAAGGGUGAAGAGCCAUCCAUUGAAUCAAUAUCUUGUGUACCAAUAAAGUGGGUCGACCACAUACAACCCCAAGAUAACGCAGAUGUACAGUAUGAACAUAUCACCGUUAAGGGAUUCUCUCCUGAACUGGAAGAAAUGGAACUUAACCUCACCAUAUAUAAUGGAUUCGCAUUUAUCGAUGAACCAAUCAAGCUGAUGUAUCAAAAAUUCGCGCUUCAAGCCGACAUGCUUGACCCGAACAACAUACCAGCACCACUAUCUAUCUAA
Messenger RNA from Theileria equi strain WA, 13218 nucleotides. RefSeq lists its product as hypothetical. Gene Ontology annotation, molecular function: K63-linked polyubiquitin modification-dependent protein binding; cysteine-type deubiquitinase activity; calcium ion binding. The record is from RefSeq and is a predicted model, not a curated record. Gene Ontology annotation, cellular component: nucleus; cytoplasm. The coding region runs from base 1 to 13218 and encodes 4405 amino acids. NCBI's taxonomy places the organism in Eukaryota, Apicomplexa, Aconoidasida, Piroplasmida, Theileriidae. Gene Ontology annotation, biological process: protein deubiquitination involved in ubiquitin-dependent protein catabolic process. The transcript has a single exon.